Molecule: messenger RNA, 1327 nt
Organism: Fusarium redolens
Lineage: Eukaryota; Fungi; Ascomycota; Sordariomycetes; Hypocreales; Nectriaceae
Product: Alpha/beta hydrolase fold-1
Exons: 2
Coding region: 193-945 (250 amino acids)
Source: RefSeq, a predicted model, not a curated record
CUCGCGCUCUGCCGCGUAAACCCUGUGCGUCGCAAUGAGAUAUGGCGGACCCUGCAAUUGAGUGGAUUCAACUGAAACUGGACCCCUCAACGAGGCGUUGCUAGCUUGUAGGCUAAGUCAUUACUUAUUCUAUCGUGUCCUCCCUCCAGAUUCUCUCAAGUUUACUAUUUUCAAGCCUAUUGGAACGUCAGAAUGUCUAACCCUACUAUCGUCUUUGCUCCUGGUGCGUGGCACACUGCUGAUUGCUACGAUGUCGUGCGAAAAGAACUCAAUGCCAGGGGUUGGGAGACUGAGGCCGUUGAUUACCCCUCUGUUGGCGCGGAGCCUCCUAGCAAGGGAUUGAGCGAUGAUGUCGCCGCUGUGCGAGCUGCUGUUGAGAAGUUGGUCGAGGAGGGCAAGAAGGUCAUGGUUGUCGUUCACUCAUACGGUGGACUUGUUGGCGCUGAGGCUGUUCAAGGCUUGGGCUUGAAGCAGCGGGCACAGGAGGGCAAGGCAGGUGGUGUGAUUCAGCUUGUUUACCUGAGUGCUUUCGUCAUGCCAAAGGGAAACAGUAUCCUAGGGCUCCUUGGAGGACAGUAUCUUCCUUGGAUGCGUGUCGAGGGAGACUAUGUCUAUGCUGACAACCCCGACAAUGUCUUCUACCAUGAUGUUGAUCCUGAAACUCAAACCAAGGCCAUUGCUGCUUUGAAGCAUCAAUCUCGUCGUGUGUACACCGACAAUGUCGAGUACGAGCCAUGGCACGACAUUCCCUGCUUCUUUAUAUUCUGCGACGAAGACCGUGCUAUUCCUUUGGGUAUUCAAGAGAAUCUCGCUUCCAUGCUGGGACCUGAUGCUGGAACCUUCCACGUCAAGAGCUCUCACUCACCAUUCCUCUCGCUACCUAAGGAGACGGUUGAGGGUUUGGAGAAAGCUGCUCAGGAUGGGUUGACCAAGAGUUCAAGCUAGAUGUGUUGAGGAAUCUUUUGUAGUUUAAAUCCUGUAGCGUAUUGAAAUCAUGAUUUGAUGGAAAUAUAAAUUCCUGUGCUUGAAUUGUAAUGCGCCCAUAUUAGCUGGGUUUAAAGGCCCCAAGAUAUUCUCCUUAACCUCGUGAUCAAGUCUCUUUAGACCAUUCACCUGUAAAUCAUUGCCUCUGUUACACAAGGAGUAAAUAUGUUUUCCUCCUUUUGCGUCUUUAUGGCACACGCCUUCAAGACGAUUCCGUUCAAACGACCGUGAGCUGCGAAGGACACUUGAACUUUGCAGCUGUCUAGAGUUUUGCUGGUUUAGGCAACGAGUCCAGGCAGCCAUCAUGUCUCCCGACUUUCACCUUCUCUCAUCUCGGGAUCCA